AGCUGACCGCAGGGUGGUGAAAUUGGCCAGUCUCUUGGGUUGCGUGCAGCGUCCAGGGAUUACGAAAAGGCCCCGUUAGAAUAGGCCCCAACGCGGGGCUGUACAUCGUCUUUUCCUACCCCCCUCCUCUUUCACUUUCUCUCUUAUUUCCCUCACUUCCUUCCUAGACUUGCACCUUCACGACACAUAGACCGGCACCGACGCAUAGACGCUAAAUCCCACGUUUUCACACGAGUGGAGGACGAGACAGACAGAUCGGAACCGGAACACAGUCAGAUCCGAGAAACACGGUGACAGUCUGCAGAGGAUUUUGAAGGGACAACUAGACCCGUUACGCGCGGAAGCUCAUUCAUAUAUCUGUACCUGAUCACACGACGGUGCCGUUCAACCCAUCCGACACUCUAGACUAGAUGGAUUACUUAGACUAUUCGCAGUUGUCGCCGGUAGACGACCCAGACGCCCCAGCAGCACGCCCCAGCAGAUUCCGCACCCUCUCCUCAUCUGAUCAACGACCUCACUUCCUCAAAGAGCGUGCAGCCAGCCAGCCACCCCGCACAGCAGACGCACUUCCCCCUCCCUCCCCGUCCUCACAGUUCACGAAUCCAUCCAGCUUCGGCAGAUCCACCAACGUCCCCUGGCCCACAUCACGCAUGCAGUCCACCCUCAACCCCCAGUCCCGCCCAGGCGGCCUGCCCGUCUCGAUUCCAACGCGCAGCUCCUCCUUCUCCAACCCCCGCUCUAGCUUCUCUUCCGCCAUGCGCGAGUCCCAGUUCGCGUCGACAUUCGAGGAAGACGACGAAGACGAGGGUGACGACAUAUACAACGAGCGCUACAUCUCACCCAUUUCCCGCGGCCGGCAGUACCAGGACGUGACCCGGAGCCGCUCCCAGUCGCUUGCGACCGCAACCGCGCCGCGCCCGGGGCCAGGCCUCAUCGGGAGCCCGUACAACCAUUCCCCGCUCUGGCCCGAGUCCUCCUCGCUCUCGAGCAACCCGCUCAACAUCCCCGGCAACGGCUCGCGCUACGGCGACAUCCGCCCCCCGAACAGCCGGUACGGAUCACUGGGCACAAUGGGCCGAUCGCCGCUGCACGACCUCGACGGGGGCGCAAACGGCACGCCCGGCGCGCGCGGCACGAUCGACGCCUCGAACAUGUCCCCGUUCGUGCGCGACGUCGGCCAGAUCCUGCUCGACGACGGCGCCGCAUUCCGCGAACUCUGGCCGGGUAUGCACCCGCCAAAAGACGAGAGCGGUACCGGCAGCGGCACCACCAGCCGCCGCCACUCUGUCUCCGUCGUCCAGCCGCGGCGCCCGACCGUGCACGGGUUCAACUCAGCGGGCGCGGCAGGCAACAACGGCGGCGGCGGCGUGUUCGCGGACCUCGACGCAGACCUGGGCCCCGGCGCGGGCCGCCCGAACAUGUUCCAGACGCAGUCGUUUGGCCGCGGCGGGCUCAAGCUCUCGGAUGACGAUCUCGCUGCCGACCUCAACAUGCUCGGGCUCACCGGCGGCGGGCCGAGCUCCGGCAACACGGGGCCGGGCGGACAGCCGCCGAGCCAGCCGUCGUCGCUGCCCAUCUUCGCGCCGCUGUCACGCAGCCCGCCGAGCAACGACCGCGUGUCGCCGUACCAGUCGCUCAACGUGACGAUCCCCGGCUCGUUCUCGGGCGCGGGCCGCGGGCGCUUCGGGUCGCCGAGCGAGGGCGGCGGGUUGUCUGCCGUCUCGGCGGUGUCGGGUGGUGGGGACGGGUUUGAGCAGCACACGCCGUUAGGGGACCAGUACUUCAGCCCGCAGCAGGCGCAGCAUCAACAGCAGCAGCAGCUCACGGCACGGUUCAUCCCGGGGCAAGGGAUUCAAUACGCUCCCGCGCCUGGCACGUCGCCGUCUUUCCACCGCACGACCUCGUCUGGUCCACUCUCGCCUACGUCCGCGCGCGCUAUUCAGCCACAGCAGGGUCCCUACUACCAGCAACAGCAACAGGUAUCACCCCAACUCCAGCGCCGCCCCUCGGACGCGCAGGGCCCCGCAGGCGGACUGCUCAACGAGCUCGGCAAAGGCGUGCCGCUCUCGAGCGUGCCCGCCUCGUGGCCGCUGUACAUCGUCGAGUUCAAAGCGGGGCGCACGGACCUGUUCUACCUGACGGACCUGAGCGUCGACAUCCGCGUCGGCGACCUCGUGAUCGUCGAGGCGGACCGCGGGAAGGACCUCGGCAAGGUCGUGAAUGACUCGAUCACGCUCAAGGAGGUCGAGGCGUUCCAGCGGGAGCAGCGCGAGCGCGCGGGGUUCGCGGCUAUGGGUGGCGGAGGCGGGGGUGAUGGGGUGCCGAUGAGUCCUGGUGGGGGCCAGGGGCAGCAGGGGGGCGGGGCUCCGGGAUCGAAAAAGGAUAUUAAUCCGAAGAUGAUUUAUGGCAAGGCGGGGCCGCAGGAAACGCAGAUGCUCAUGACCAAGAUGCAGGACGAGAUGAAGGCGCUGCAGCUCUGCCAGAGCAAGGUGCGCCAGAAGAAGCUGCCGAUGGAGGUCAUCGACGCCGAGUACCAGUGGGACCGCCGCAAGCUGACGUUCUACUUUAUCGCGGAGAAGCGCAUCGACUUCAGAGAACUCGUGCGCGAGCUCUUCCGCCUCUACAAAACCCGAAUCUGGAUGGCCUCCCUUCAAGGCCCUGGCGGGUUCGACCAAUGAACCCCUAUCGCCUUGAGCGAGCAUCCCUAAAAUUUGUCCUAAUCGAAAAGAUGUUCGCUACGAAACCGUCGGCAUCCUGUUCUCCAUUUCCUCUUCAAGCUCUCCCUUGCCUCAUCAGUCCGACCGCCUCACGACUACGCAUGCCGCAUCGAAUACACCAACUCAGCCCACUCACAAUCUAGAUUACGCGCAUUAAACCAAAUCUUCGUCGUUUGUUCGCUCGCUCAACGCAAUCAACAUGCCGCGAUUCUCGCGCUGACCUAGACUGCAAUAUCCCCCUCUUCUCUUCUCUCUUCCUUUUCUGUUAUUGAUGUUGUUGCUGCCGCCCCCGCUGUGUACGAUGUACCACUAGUUCCCUGUUCAACGUUUUACGUCUUUUACGUCUUACGGUUUACGAUUUACCGCCCUCCUCCGAGUACCCCGCCGCCGUCGCUUGCUUAUUUAUGCCCUCCCUCCCUCCCUGCACGGUCCACGGUCUGACUGACUGAUUUUAUAAGAUCGCUUCGCGCUAUCCUCUUCUCGUAUACUCCAAGAUGGACACCUGGCCUGUUGACUAUAGCUUUUGUACGCACGUUGUACGUUAGAGCCGGCAUCUGCGGAAGGCGCUUCUUAUCGCCGAACUCCAUGUCACAACCCUAUAUUCUCCUCAUCUUUUUCUUCCUUCCUUCCCUCCCCUCUCUUCUCAUCCAUCCUCUUUCCUUUCCUCAUGCUCUCGCCAUGGCGCCUUGUUGCCAUUGCUAUGCCAGAGAGGAGAGGCUGUACUGUACGCGGGCCCGGGUUUGGUCUUGCAUUGUCUUGUGUUUCUCUCUUUUCUCAGAGAGGAGUCGCUCUUCUCACACACAUAAAAGUAUUAGAGCCUGGUCGCGAUCGAUUCUAGAUUGACUAGUUGUGGGUCGUACGAUGAUGGUUCUUUAUGUCCAUGCUGUAUAGUAGUAUAUAUUCGUGAUUUCUAACCUUUUGGACGUGUAGUGUGGCGAGGUGGUGGCGGCGGCUGCGAACGAGGUGCAGGGGUCCAGGUGUUGGAUGGAGGCUUCGUGAUUGAGAUGAUGCGAGCGCGAGCGUGGGUGGAUGAUACAGUAAGGGUACGAUAGGGAUACACGGGAACAUGAACAUGGGGGGGGUUCUAAUGAGAAGUUCGUCCCGGGGGCUACUGGGAUGAGGAAACACUGUUAUCGUGGUUCUCGUUCGUGGGCGCGGCGCCGUUGGCGUCUGUCCUGCCCUCGGCGGUCACCCACUCGCGGCGGUCCAUGGGACACUGCUGCUUCGACGAGGCCGUGCCGAUCCACUUGAGCAGACAGUGCAUGUGGAAGACGUGUGUGCACUUGCCCCAGAUGAGCGGACAGUCGUCCCCGGGCACCUUGCACGCCGGGCAGCACCCGUCGUAGGCCACGCGGCAUAUGCCGCACACGUCCUCCUCUUCGUCGUCGUCUGCGGCUUCGUUGCCCGUUUGCCAGCGCCACUGGGCGACGGCGCUCCAGUGUUUGAUCUUC
Coniophora puteana RWD-64-598 SS2 is the source of this 4168-nucleotide messenger RNA. RefSeq names its product PSP1-domain-containing protein. Gene Ontology annotation, cellular component: cytoplasm. The coding region runs from base 411 to 2678 and encodes 755 amino acids. The transcript has 7 exons. Lineage: Eukaryota; Fungi; Basidiomycota; Agaricomycetes; Boletales; Coniophoraceae. The record is from RefSeq and is a predicted model, not a curated record.